Messenger RNA from Drosophila rhopaloa, 1826 nucleotides. RefSeq names its product kelch domain-containing protein 3. The transcript has a single exon. Gene Ontology annotation, cellular component: cytoplasm. Lineage: Eukaryota; Metazoa; Arthropoda; Insecta; Diptera; Drosophilidae. Gene Ontology annotation, molecular function: chromatin binding; protein binding. The record is from RefSeq and is a predicted model, not a curated record. The coding region runs from base 251 to 1456 and encodes 401 amino acids.
UCUCUAGGAAGAAACUACAACAAAAAAAAAUGUAAUAUUUUUUUUUAGCAGCGGAGCAGAGCGUUUGGCAUUUGAUAUCAGCAUUGCGUUUACACCUGUGUGGCCUUCAGUCGCUCGCACCUCGCGGCCCCUCCCCACCCCGAAAACCCCCCAAACGCAGCAACUGCGGCGCACUCGCUUUCCUUUGUGUGCUCCGCCUGGCCGAAAAGCAACGCAAGGUGGUGCUCCGCUGCCCCUCCAAUUGGCCAAAAUGCUGUGGACGGUGCACCUGGACGGUGGGCCGCAGCGGGUUAACCACGCGGCGGUGGGCGUGGACGACUUCAUCUACAGCUUCGGCGGCUACUGCACAGGAUACGACUACCGCUACAAUGAGCCCAUCGACGUCCACGUCCUGAAUGCGCACACAAUGCGCUGGACCCUGGUGCCCCAGCAGCUGGACGCGGCGGGAGUGCCACUCAAGUACCCCCUGGUGCCCUUCCAGCGCUACGGCCACACGGUGGUCGCCUACAAGGAGCGCAUCUACAUCUGGGGCGGCCGCAACGAUGAGAACCUCUGCAAUGCCCUCUACUGCUUCGAUCCCAAGACGGCCCAGUGGUCCAGGCCGCAGGUGACGGGCUGCCUGCCCGGUGCACGGGAUGGCCACUCAGCCUGCGUCAUCGGCAACAGCAUGUUCAUAUUUGGCGGCUUCGUCGACGAGAUUAACGAGUUCAGCAGCGAUGUGCACUCCCUCAAUCUGGACACGAUGGAGUGGCGCUAUGUGCAGACAUUCGGGGUGCCGCCCAGCUACAGGGACUUCCAUGCGGCGGUGGCCUACGAGCAGGAGCGCAUGUACAUCUUUGGCGGGCGGGGCGACAAGCACAGUCCGUACCACAGCCAGGAGGAGACCUACUGCCACGAGAUCGUCUACCUGGACAUGAAGACCAAGGUUUGGCAUCGGCCAUUCACGGCCGGAAAGGUGCCGGUGGGCCGACGCAGCCACAGCAUGUUCGUCUACAACAAGCUGAUAUAUGUCUUCGGGGGAUACAACGGCCUGCUGGAUCAGCAUUUCAACGAUCUGUACACCUUCGAUCCGCGCACCAAGCUGUGGAACCUUAUACGGGCCAAUGGCAAGGCGCCGACGGCGCGACGGAGGCAGUGCGCCAUUGUGAUGGCCACCAGGAUGUUCCUGUUCGGCGGCACCAGUCCGAGGAGUGGCACCGCCAGCUCGCCGGCAGCCGUUUCGCCCACCCAGGAGGCAACUGCGGCCGGAUUGGGCGGUGCGCCUGCCGGAGUGGCGCUCAUCGACUACAGCGAUCUGCAUGUGCUCGACUUUGAGCCCACCCUGAAAACCCUGGCCACCAUGGUGGUGCUCAAGCACCAGCUGGACAUCUCGGGGCUGCCAAGGAGCUUCCGCUCCGAUCUGCAGAUGCUCACGCAGCCGAACAGUAUUAGCCGGCCCAUCAAUCAAGCCGGCUAGCAUCCAAAGCCGUAAAACCGAACGGAUAACCCUAAGUCGACUGCCACAAAAAACGGGGGGCGGGAAGAAGAAGCACGGAUCAUCACGGAGCCACUAGUCCGGUUCCUGGAACUUGAAACCAAUGGAGGAGCAAGCUCGAAAUACGUUAACGAGAGAGAUAGCAAAAGGACGACAGAAAGAGACAGAGAGAGAGAGAGAGAGAGAAGGAGAAGCCCCAGUAAUUACAAAAGUUUUAGAAACUUGCUUUUGGUACUUCUGAUAGCUGCUAAAUAAUACACAAUAAUAUUGAAACUUGCGAAUGAUAUUAUGAUAGAGAUGUAGUUUGUAAAACAUUUAUAAAUGUCCUUAAAUAAAAACUCCAUUAACUUUA